CACCCUGAGAGUAAUGAAUUAAUUUAUAACUCUACUCCAUUUCUUCAAUUUUUUCCCCAUGAUCAGCUUCAUAUAACAGUACCUAACUCAUAAAAGCAAAAAAAAUCGUUUAGUCAGCAUAUGUAGGAAAAAAGCAACUGAACUGUCAGCUAAAACCAGAUAUCUGGCUUUAUUGGAAUUCUUGGGGGAAUGAAUUACAUGGUCUGAUACUGUGCUUGGCAGAGCUUGCCUUCAAAUACUUUGAUUUUCUUCAGUGCAUGUUUUUUGAUAGCAGUUUGGUUUGCUAGUUGCUUUGGAUCAUCUUACUCUGUUGUGGGUUAUUCUUUGAGAAAGGCCUCAUGGAGACAACUUGCUCACAUGUGUUACCCUACUGUCAGAUUGAGUCUUAUUGGGAUCAUGCGCUUUUGCAAUUUCUUCAGAUAAACACAUCCAGUGGGAUACAUUUAAGUAUCUGUCUAUGCAGACCUAUUAUAAACAUUUGGCUCAUGCAAUAGUGGACACUGGCAAAUUAAAAAAUCUGCAGAGCUAAUGUCUCAAUUUGAAUCCAAGAACCAAAGGCUCUUACAGAGCCAGGAAAUCUGCUUUGAACAAACUCAAGAGAUGAUGAUUCUCUUAUGCUGAACAAUCUGGGGGGCAGCUUUGUGUUCUUUUAGACCUUCAACUGAUUGAAUGAGGUCCAUUCCCAUUAUGGUAGUCAAUAUUCCUUACUCAAGCCCACUGAUUUAAAUGUUACUUUCAUCCAAAACCAUUUUCAUAGAAGCACACAACACACAGUUUAACAAGUUUUUCAUCACCACAUGCCCAGGUAAGACCCCUAUGAAAUUGAUUGGCAAAGUAGAAAUCAGAUCUCAGGGAACUGAUUCACUCUACUGUCGUAUACUGCCACAUGUGCCAUUUGGUUCCUGUACAGAUUAUGAGUUAACCAAUUGCUCAAUGGAAAUAAAGGCAAAAGAAAAAGAGGCAGGUCUAGAGUGGUCCUGUACAUAAAUGAUUGAUCAGAUGUCAAGAAAACGAGGGUAUACUAUAGUGUGAUAGAAAACUGACUCAUCCUGUGUAAAGUUUCCCAUACUGACUCUGAACUGCAAAAGAAGUCAAGGAACCAUGGCUGACAUAAACAUGAAAGGAAGGAAAGACCAGGGGCCAACUGUCUACACUGUUCUAGAUUGCUCUUCCAAAUGUGACAAUUGCUUAUAGAAACUUUAAUGUAGAAAUUUAUUGACUAUUAUACCGAUUACACUUAAUUCUAAAUAAACUAUAGUAAGGAAAAGUCACAGCAUUAAGUUUAAUCCAACAAAAAAUACAGUUGCUUGCUAUUUAAUUUCUAUCCUCAGCUAAGUAAUUUCUCUGUUACUAGAAGUAUUAUAGAAACAAUGUAUUCUUUGUAUGGAAACACAGACCUAACUCUUUUAUAACAGCUAAGAUAUAAUAGAAUAUGGGAUCUUUGAUAAGAAGGAUUGUUAAACCACAUUUUGGACGAUUCUCUACACAAAGAUCUAAACACAAUUGAAAUUGAUUCAUUUUUUAUUCAUGUGUAAGCAUCAGUUUCUUUUCCAAGUAUAUUAAUUUUUUUUCAUGUUUCUGAUCAAAGUAGUCUUGUGGCAUCUGUAGUAAUGAAUUCAAUUGCCAUGUUCAGUUUCUUUCUUUGUGUUACUGUUGUCAAAACUAUUUAUGGAAUUUAUUUUAAGUCACCUAUUUCUCCUUACUGUGUUUUAAACAUACAUGGUAAAGACAUUCAUGCACAUGCUCCUUGUGUUGGACUAUGGGUUAAAUGUUUUCCCAAGUUUUCUUUAUGUGAGAACUUUUUUUCAUUGGUUGAUACGUGUGAGAAUCAGUAACUUUCCUAAUUUGCUUCAAUCUUCAGGUUGUUUGUUCAGAGCUCUGCGCUGGGCCUCAGACUGCCUCAAUAAUUUUUAUCCUAUCUGGCAAUUUACUUUGCUCUCACCUUUAGUAAAUGAAAAUCAUUGUGAUUCUGCUCAUCUAGCUCUUCUCCCAUCCACAUGAUACUCUACUGUGCCUCCAGUUCUUACCACAUUUGGGACAUUGCACGUCUUGUUUUAUCAAUGAUCCUUCCCAAGGCACAGUUAUCACUCUCACUUGGAACACUUACUGACCAUGUUUCUUCCCAUAUGUCAACUGUAUGCUUUUCCUUGAGAGAGAAUAGAAGUCUCUGGAAGAAAACGGUGGCAGUUGUGGUCCCUCAGGACAUAACUGGUGGCUGCAGAAGGGAAUCAAUGUAAGGGCAGGAUUACAAGCUGACAAGAGUGUCUGUGAAAUUUCACUCUUGAUUUAAUUAGGUUCUAAAUCUGUUUAGCAGCCACUGUAGGCCCUUCCUUAAUGGGCAUGGAUGCACAUUACCUUGCUUUUGUCAUGGUAUACUUAGGAACCCUAUUAGCUCCCUUGAGGAAACAUCUUUCUCACUUGAACAGUAGCUGAAGUAACAGAUUCCUGAGGCUUCAAAAUCACACUGGAGCAAGGGGCAAAGAGCAUAAUAGUUGGGUCUCCUGACUGAAAACAAAGCCAACCCUCUAACUGGUUAGGAUGAUCUCUUAAGAACUGCAUUCCAGAGACUCUGAGUGGGUAAAACAAGAGCAUAAUGUUUCCUGCACUACAUUAUGAAUCACUUGCAUUCCAAAUUGCAUCUGAAAUUUGGGGUAUUCAGGAAAUUUUUUAUUUGAGCUGUAUGCCCCAGGGGUAGAGUAAACGAGAAACAUUUGUGGCUAUGUGGCUUGUUUGGUGGAAAACGUCAAUACUUGCUCCAAUUUUUUUGGAAAAGGGAUUAAGAAUUUCAGAUCUGUUUUGGCAGAUGAUUGGAACUCCUUUGUGGAGACUCGAUUAUAUUUGUAGUUCUGAGAUUUAUUUGAUAUUUGUGAAUUUGCUUUGGAAAUGAUGAUUAGGAAUAUGAAUUGCUAGAGAAGGAUCUAGCAAGCUAAUAGCCUUUCCCACAUGUACCCUUUUCAGAAAGUCAGUUAAGUGUGUAGACUUUGGAAACAUUUCCAACUUAGACUAGAAGUUCUAAAAUGAAAGAUAGUCUGUUAGUGAUGCAGGAGCACUCCUAAGCAUCUGAAUUGUGGUGACACUUCUCAGAGUUGACUUGUGACACUAAAUGAAAACAUGUGUACAGUAUUUGAAUAGAAAAUGACAAGGCAGUGUUUUCUAGGCUUUGUGUUCUUUUCCUUUUAUAAAUAAACAAUUAUUUAGUUAAAACAACUCAAUUGAAAUAGUAAGUUAUCCAAUUUGGAAAAGACACUGAAUUCUUUGGAAUGUCUGAGGUAGCAUUACAUCUCAUGUACUUCUAUGUAUGUGUAGACUUAUCUUCCACAGCUCUGUUUGCUGCAUGCUGUUAUCUAAGAGUGACUUGGUAUUUAUAGAGCCUUGGCACAUGAAGGAAGCCUUUGGGUUCUCAUCUGUAUCAUGAGGAAGGCAGAAAGCUGGGCUAUGGAGCUGGCCUGAAUGGUAAAGAGUUAGACACUGAGCUCAAAUAGCAGCACAAGUUCACUGUACUGCUGACCUCAGUUCAGAGUCCUGCUCCAUUGUGGCAUGCACUAUCAGUUCUCCCUUCUGAGCUGUGUACAGUUGCAGAGUCAGCCUCUUAGGUUGCUUUAGGUUGCUGGGACUUAGUAUCAGUUUUAUUAGUAAUUAACCACAUGCAAAUCACUCGUCUUAAAAAUAGUAGUUAACAUUUGUACCCUAUACAGAUCCCUCUCACACACACACAAAAAUAAAGAUUCUUUUUGAGAAAAUGUCCCUAUAAACGUAGACAUUUCUGGUAUUUGGCAUAAGCUUAACUCAAGGAUUGAGAAAGAAAAAUUGGAAAACUUGUCCUUUAUACAUCAUUUACAGACCUUAAAUUUUUCAUCCCCACAGAACAAGAGGUAUUAAUAGAAGUUAGUGAUGAAGAGAAGCCUCCCCUAAGACACUGAAAUAGCUUUCUCUACAAAGAGCAUGGCCUGUCACAUCAUUGAUAGCAAAUGGAACAAAAUUUGGCCUUAGGCAACAUGAAGCUCCUCUUACAGGAGCAUGUAUGGUGAAGACAGAUAUCUUAUGUCAAUAAAAAGAAUGUUAAGCACAGGAUUUUAUAGACUCUGCAAAUAGUCAUUCAAAGUCAUGAAUAAAACAUUAUUGGUGGAGCUCUUUUCUUUUGUAGGGGCAAGUUUUGAUGAGAAGACCUUUUGUGUCCCUGACUCCAGAAGCCAUUGCAAUAGUUAACUCUACCUCCACUGAAGGGCAGCUGCAUGUAUGUCUCUCACAGCAGUAAGAACAUGUUACUAAUGGUGUGUCACAAAUUCAGAGAUUCUAGGAGAUAUUUUUAAGAGUAUGGAUUUUUAAUUGUUUCUGAGUGGCUUUGGUUUAUGGUGCUCAUCGGUAUGCAUCUGUAACUCUGUUGGUUACCUGUUUGUAACAAGCUUGCUCUAAAUUUAACCACAUGAAGCAGUAAGCAUGUAUCUCUUUACAUUUUUUCUGAGGGUCAAAUUGAUGAGCAGCUUAGUUGAGGGGGGAGGCAGGUCUGGGACCCUUGGACUGUGAUGAGUUUGCAGUCAAACAGGCAGCCAGAGAUGUCUUUCUUAUUUGAAGUCACUGAAGAUUUGUGUAGGUCCAGCCUCACUCAGAUGGCUGUUGGUAGGAUGAACAUUUACUUUAUGGAAGGGUGGGGGUAAGAUUAAUGAUAAAAGAAAAUGCAUGACUGAAUUGGAAAAAAAUAGAAUAUAGAACCAUUUGGAUAAUGUCAAGAAAAAUGGUUGAAAGUAAUAGAAAGAACAGCAGUUUUCUUGUUUGAAGGGGUUGCUCUAGAUUCCUGGACCUGCUCUGUGGUGGCUGAGAAGCCUCCUCAUUCAACCACAUAGUAGUAUUGAGCGCAUACACUCUGCUGGGCCCUGUCCUGAGCAUUGGAGGUACUACAAUGAUCUGGGUCCUGCAUUCUUUGCAGAAAUGAAAAACUUUAAAGCUUUGCUCCUUUUCAUGUACAUCAGUUGUCAUUCAUAUCUGUUUGGACUCUUGUGCAGUUUAAAUACAUAUAGUAGCAUCUGAGGACAGUAGAGGCUUGUUAAGAUUGCAGAUGCUAGGCAGCCAGGGUACAUUAUAACCCCCAUGGAAUGAACUGGUAGGUUGGAUAACACCUACUAGGAAAGGUAGGAGACAGCUGAGGAUCUCUAGCUGAUAGCAGAGGAAACUAGAAACAGAACAGGAGAAAAACAACUCAGGGUCCACCCUACAGGGAUUGGUGGAUCUGGGGAGUCCCAUGUUUUAGUGAGAGGGAAAGACCACAGCUAUGCUUGAGAUACAUAAGUUCAGAAAUUCAGAAAGUGUACUCUAAGAAAGAGAUAUUUAAAAAAAUUAGGGAAGAAGACAGAAGAAAUUUGCUGGACAGUGACAGGGAAAGGCACGAAAAUAUGACCUUCUUAGUAUUCAACCCAAACUGAAACACCAUUAAAAAAUAGCCAGCUGAGUAAGUAGGUGACCUGGUGGCACUAGAACCACUAUGAUUGACACUGGUCAGAACAAGUGCCAAGAAACUGUAACUAUAUACCAAAACACAGCCAGCAGAAUAAUGAGUACUGCUAGUCUGUGUGGAAGACAUUGAGUCUGAUCUAAGUUAGACCCAGUAAGAGAUAAACUGCGAGGAAGAAGAUGUACCCAAACUUCACGACCUGCUUUGGGGAGAGCUGUCCAGGGCCAGGGCCACCAUUUAUGACUGACUGGGCUUGUGAAGAACUUACCUGAGGUUUAACAAGCAGCUAGGACAUAACCCAUGCAUGACUGCCAGCUCAUGCAUGCAUCAUUUGUGGCCUUAACUUGCCAUGGACCACCCAGAGUGCAGAACAACACUAAUUCAUAUUCAGAUAACUGAGACUGACUACAGGAAUGGGGGCAUCUGUGAACUGAUUUGUGAAGAACAGGAUUUAUGAAGAACAGGGUUUGUGAAGACAGGACCAGAAUCUGUGACCCAACCUAUGUUUCAAAGGACAGCUUAAGGGUCUGACAGCCAUGUAGGAGCUUAGGAAAGAAUAACAAGAGAGUAGGUAUUGGAACCAGCAAGAAGAUAUUACAUGUCCUAUUCUCAGGAGCAUAAUAGAGAUCCAAUCUGGUGGUACCUAACAUGAUUCUAUAACAGAGGAAAAAAUAACCUUACAACCCUAGUGCAACCUGGUCAUUUUUGAAUAUUGCAGUUAUUUCUACUAAAAGAAAAAGUGUGAUUAAAAACAUCCAGCGUAGCUGCACAACUCUCAGUGCUAAACAAAGGAAGCAUGAAAAAUCAAGGAAGCAUGACUUUCUCCAAAUCUCUAAUUUCAUAGUAAUGAUGUUCAGUGCAUAUGAAUUAGAUACUGUCCUAACAAAAUAUUCACAGGAACAAUCAUAAAUAUAUUCAAAGAAAUCAAAAGAAAAACUCCUAAGGGCUUCUAAUGAUGUAUUUUAGUCUCUGAAAGACAACAGUCAAUACAGAGUGCUAUACCCAGCAAGACUAUCUCAUACUUGAAAGAAAAUGAAAAACAAGCUAAAGGAAUUCAUGACACUUUAGCCAACUCUCCAGAAAAUGCUUGGAGGAGUCCAUCUGACUGAAGAGAAACAACAAUGUCCACAAAGAUGUAGGGAAGAAUAAAUGCUAUGAGAACAAUAAGGAAACUGCAAUAGGAAAGCACCAAACACUGAAGAAAAUCAACAAUGAGCAAGACUUAAAACACAGCUUGCAAUAAAAACUCUGAAUUUAAGAUCCUUAAUUCUGCAGUAAAAGACAGAAAUUACGAGAUUCAAAUGAAAAACAGGACCCAUCAAAGACAGCUUGAGAUCAGAGAUGUGUUAAAGGAGCUUCUAUUUAGGUGUGGGCUUGGAUGUAGAGGUUUGUGACAUCAGGAAGGUGUGGCCUGCAGGGAAAGCUCACUGUAAGAUUUGAGCAUGGACUUUGCUUUCACUGGGAGCUUUGUGGUUGAUGUUCACAAGAUCUAGGAAGGGGUUAUGUCUGUCAUUUGGUUGAUUUAUGCCACAACCCUGUGCGCUGCCUCAUGUUUAAUUAAUAGGGCAUUUGUCUGACUGGCAUGCCUAUAAUUUCUUCACGUAGCUUUAGGUAAUCACAUUAUUUAGCAUCCUGGAAUGCACAAAGGUGAUUGUAUUCUGGCUUCUUUCCCUGUGGUUCACUAAGGUCCUUGAGAUGGGACUUCAUGCAUCUCUCUACUGUAUCAUUUUUCCAUUUGGAGGCAAGAACAAAACAUCGGGUGGUCAAUUUUGCUGAAGGUUAUUCAAGGUCUUCCCCAGCUAUGCUUUGAGAGCUUUCUUCAACUCCAUUGCAUUCUUAUUUUUAUAUUUUGGAAUAUACUUCAAAUUUAUAGAAUUUACUUUAAAAAACCAGUAUAAAUAGGUAUGUGCUUGAUAAUACACAGAAUAUACAUGGAAAGACUAAUGCCGUGCAUACAAUGUUGACACAGAAUCAUAUUUUGAAACAUUUUGUACCUUGUUAAAGAAUAAAAUUUGUGCUUUUAAAAAUUGAUUUAGUUUAACAUCACUAAAUGUGUCCUCAUGAUAAUGUUUUAUUUCCAGAAAGUCAUUUGGUAACCAAAGCAGACAAGCACAAAGACGUGAUUGUCCAUAAAUUCUGGUACUUCAAGUUAUUGUCAAAUUGCAUCACAUUAUCAGACAUUGCAUCAGGGCAUCCAAAGAUCUAAUAUAUUUCUCUACUGUUAUUGUUUAAACAAAUGAGCAAAAGUCCUGUAGUAGACAAACCUAAAGCUACACUACAUGAUGCUCACACGGCACAGCAGAGUUAGAGCAUUGCUGCCCCGCUAAUCUGCAGAUUUCUCUUUGUGGGAUACUGAAAGGCGUCCAUUUUUCCAUCUAUAUGACUUACAGAAAAACCAUCGCUGAGAAGCUGUUUGAGAUCGAUGAUACCUAUUUGAGAAUUUGCUCAUUAAGAUUACAUUGCUAUGGAAAAAUAUUAAGUUGUCUGUUUUAAUGUUUGAAAGCUCACUGCAGUUUAAACACAGCUCUAAAAAUACAUAUCUCUAUUUUGUGGAUGUUAAGAAAUGGGGUACAAAUAACGCUUAUAUAUCUUGACUUCAUGAUGUCACACAUCACAUUACAUUGCAAACAUUAACUGUUCUCCUUUCUUUUCUCAGUUUAGAGAAUGGUACCCUCUGCCUUUUGAAGCAGAGUUCUGCAGGUGCAAGUGAAGCUUGUUGAUGCCCUUGUCUCCUGCCGUGUUUGCCAACCCUUCCUCUGCUGUGUCCACAUCCUUUGCUCCGGUUACGUCUUCCUCCAUCUGUAGUUGGUGGUGCAAGCAAGAGAUAGACAAUAGCUUUAUUUUACUUGUUUUGAUAUUCCUCUAGGCAGAACCGUGGUUUGUUUCCUUGCUUUUGCCUCUCGAUAAUCUCAUCUAGUGUGUCUCAGAGAGGGAGGUCUGUAUUUUCUUAGGGAGCUGCAACUGAUGAAUCUUUGUUCACAGGCUUGAUUUUUAAGAUUGCAUCUGUUCUCCAGGAUAGGGUGAACUGUUCCCUGCUGUGUGUUCAGUCACAGACCAUGAUACUAAAGGAGGCAGAUUCCUUUGCAGUUGAACAACACGAAGUUGGUUGCCCUGCCUUUUUCAUUAAUCCAAACUCAACCUGUCUUUUUCUUGCCUUACAUCAUUUCUGGGAUUGCUAAGAUGUUAUCUUUUUGAUCUGAAAGCUUUGCAAACUAUUAAUCCAUCUGUUAUUGUGUCAGUCAUUUUCACUGCACUGCAACAGACAGCUCAAAUUUGUUUGUUUUUGCAGCAAGGUCCCAUGUUUAGCCCAGGCUGGCCUCUCACAGAUGGUGUUCCCUCCCUUUCAGUGUCACACUUGUAGCUCAGGCUAGCCUCUAACAGGAGGUGCUCCCUCCCCUUCAGUGUCUCAGGUGUGUAGCCCAGGCUGGCCUCUAACAGAAGGUUCUCCUUCGCUGUCAUCAGUACAUCAGCCCCCAUGCCCCCAAGUACUGGGACUAGAGGUGUACAUCACCAGCACUGCUUGUUUUGUCUGUAGUUUUUCACAUAAGUGCUGUGUUGCAGCUGAGACUGGUCUUGAAUUCCUGAAUUUUUCCUACUGCCCCGUGAGGGCUGGGAUUACAGUAUCACCAUCAUGUCUGGCAAAAGCUCUAAUAGUUUAUAGUAAUGAAGUCUUAUUCUUGUUUGUAAGGCUGCCAGGUUGGAUGCUUCACCCACAUGGUAUCCCAAGGAAGAAAGGUUUGCAGCUGUGUGUUUUAUUGGCAGGAAGAGCAGUACUGGGGACUUUGAAAGCUUUUGCUUGGAUAGCUUUGGCUUUGAGAGCUUUUCCUGGUGUUAGCAUUGGAAUCCCAUGGUAGGAGCAUACCAUCUGCUCAGACAUGCUUAGAGAGCAGGGACUCCAUCCGAGGGAGUCUGGAGUCAUGUGUCAGUUUGCUGGCCUGCAUGGCAAGAAGGGAAUAGGUUGAAAUGCUUCAUCCAUAAAAGUUAUGUCUCAUUUUUAACAUAUUUUGUUUGUUAGAUUAAUGUUAUAGAUAUAUGUCAUUAAUUUCACUCUCGAAAUGUUUUCCUGAUGUUUCUCAUCUUGUAGAAAUCAUGUUUAUAUGCUGCUUGAGACUUAUUCAGGGGGUUAGUAAAGAAGGUCUAGUGUGAUGAUAGUACCUAUUAAAUAUCUUAUUUCCUUUUUUAAUUUUCAUCUUUUAUGUAAAGUACUAUUAAGUAGAGUAGCAGUUCAGAAGUUACCCAAUUCUAGUGUAAAUUACUAAUUUGUAACUCCAAGGCUUGCUUCGGGGCUGAGUUUUCUUGCAUUUGGAGUACCUGCUGGUCAUGUCAGCUGGAUGAUGUGGAUUCUCACAGCUUACUGCCUUUUCAAUAGAAUAAUUGUGCCUUUGCCAAGUGUAUGCUCUUGUGGUUUCCCUUAUAUCGUUCACAUGUGGACAGCAGACGGCCAACAAGUAAACAAGAACCAGGUUACGUCACAAACAGAUGCUGCUCAAGUACCAAAGCAGUGUGCCCUCCUCUGCAGUCAUGGUUUUUGUACACAGUGGGGAUUAAUUUUUGUGUGUGUGUAAAAGAAGAUAGAGUUACUUUUGCUGUUUUCAAAGAGCAGAAGUGAAUGUCCCAUACAUGAGUUCAUGAAAUCUAUGCCUAUGAGGCCUGGUACUUUAAUAGGGAUGACAGACAAAUUGUCUGGGAAAGUUGAGGUUUGUAAGUAAUGUUGAUGUUGAAAGGAGGUAGGGAAAUUGAAAGGAUUCUUUUUUAAAAGAUUGUCUAUCUAUCUAUCUAUCUAUCUAUCUAUCUAUCUAUCUAUCUAUCUAUCUAUCUAUCUUUUGAUGUGUGUAUGUGUGUUUGUUUGUGUGUGCACGCAUGCUGCAUUUAUAUGUGGACACUUGAGGUGGCCAGAACAGAGAGCUGGAUUCUGUGGAGCUAGAGUUACAGAAAGUUAUCACCUGCCUGAUGUGGGUGCUGGAAACAAAAUUUGGGCAAUCUGAAGGAGCAGCUGCUGCCUAAUCACUGAACCUAUUCCCAGCCCCACAAGUUGGAUUUAUCUCUCAAACUUCUAGGAAAGAGUCCAUUCAAUAAGUAAUAGAAUCAGAAAAAAUUCAUCAGGAAGGCAUCUUGAGUUAAUUUAGUCCUAAUCACUGUCAUAGUAUAGUAGUCACUGUUAAAAAACUCUUAUCAAAUUAUUGCUUAAAUCACUCUGUAUAGUUUUUAAAAAGAGGACCCUUAAUCUUACAAGGUUGCAUUUUCUAGUUUCUUAUUGUAUACUACUCCAAUAGUUUUGUUGAUUUAUAUCAACCUUUUUUUAAUUGGAUUUUUAUUAACAUUUCAAAUGUUAUCCCCUUUCCCGAUCCCCUGUCCAUAACCCCCAACCCAUCCCUCUUCCCCCUUCUUCUAUGAGGGUGUUUCCCCACCCAUCCACCCACCUCUUUCCACCUCCACACCCUAACAUUCCCCUACACUGGGGUGGUGGUGUCCAGCCUUGGCAAAACCAAGGGCUUCUUCUCCCAUUGGUGCUCAACAAGGCCAUCCUGUGCUACAUAUGCAGCUGGAGCCAUGGGUCUGUCCAUGUGUACUCUUUGGAUGGUAGUUUCGUCUCUGAGAGCUCUGGUUGAUUGGUGUUGUUCUGAUGGGGUUGCAAACCCCUUCAGCUCCUUUAAUCCUUUCCCUAACUCCUCCAAUGUGGACAAUAUCAACCUUUCUUAAGUGGGACAAGAUCUGUGAGACAAUGUUAUAUGAACACUCUUCCUUUUGUUUCAUUGACUGGACCCUGUGUCACUUGUGACUGACUCUACCCUAACAAAGGAGGAGGUAAGCCCAAAUCACUGUUUUGCAGCUGAACUAGAGGUCUUGGAUGACAAGGAGGCUUGCCUAACUGACACUGUAGCAAGUGACAGGAAUAGCAAGGCAACGGAAGUUCUCCUAACUGCCUUCAGCCUCCCUAAGUAAGUUUCUUCCCAUGUAGCUCUCCUGAGUGCUUACUAUAGAGUAGGUUAAGGACAGACACUAGGAACUGAAAAAUGAAUAUCUCCUGAGCAUGAGGCCAAGGUUGUGUAGUAAUAGGAAGGUUUAACCCUGCAGGUCAUUGUCUACAAGAGUCCUUCCCCACACCCCUUUCCACCCCCACCGUCUCUGCCUCCACCUUUUGGUGAUACUUAGGGAUUCAGCAGAUUUAUUAAAGAAUAGUAAUGCUAGCUUUAAAAAUUGCUGGGUACAGGAGCAAAAGUUCACAUGCAGAUUUAGAUGCAUAGAGACCAUGCUGACUCAAAACAACAAAAAGGAAAAAAAAGAAAACUACAGUUGCUUUUUAUUUGUAAACUUGUUAAGAACAGAGCAAGUGAGCCGCAGCUCAUUUUUGUAGUUCCUUCUAUUUCCUGAGUGGCGUUAUUACUUUUGUUGUCUUAAUAGCUCAAAACAAAGAUGUAAAUGGUAGAGUACCUGACCAACUGUGUGGUAGUGAAAUACACCUUUCAGUCUCAGUGUUUCAACCUUUGAUCCCAGCUGGAAUCAGGACCAAUCUGGGCAUUUGUGGAGAUAGUGGACCAAUGGGGACCUUCCUUGAGGUAUUUUAGCCUGACUCCACUUCCUGUAUUCUCUGUCUCUUGAUAGCAGGAUUUAGUUCUUUUUUUUUCCCCCAGAAGUGUACUGAAGAAAAGAAGCAUCCUUCAUUUGUAAGAACAUCUGAGGACCAGGAAAAUAAAUGGGUUCAGAUUAUGAGAGUUCAUUUGGUAAACCCUAGGACAUUUGAUGAUAUAACUAGUUCUGAAUGUUGAGUACUUCUAGUUUUUUUUCAAAAUGACACAAACUAGAUUUAUCUGAGAAGAGGGAACUUGUAUUGAAAAAUCAUUCCUAUUAUAUUGGUCUGUAGGCAUGGCUCUACGGUGUGUUUCCUCAUUAAUUAUUGAUGUGGAAUGGCCGAGCCCACAGUGGGCAGUUUUAUCCCCAGGCAGAAUGUCCCAGGUUGUAUCGGAAAGAGGCUGAACAAACCAUGUGAAGCAAGCCAAUAAGCUGCAUUUCUCCAUGGCUUCUGCUUCAGUUCCUCUCUUCGGAUUUUGCCUUGAGUUCCACGAUGUCACCUAUAAGCAAAAAAAAUCCAGUUCUCCUAUAAAUUGGUUUUGUUCAGUAUUUAUCAUCAUAAGGGAGAUGCAAACGAGCAUAGUUAAUUCUUAUUUGGACCAGAUCAAUCACCAGGUGAAGCAUAGGGCCAAGAAAUAACCUUGAUAGGAAACUCUAGGCUGAGUAUGCUUGGAGAGCAUCCUCUGUGUGUAGUUGGGUAGACCUAGAACUCUCCCAGUGUUAACACGGAAAAGUUCCUGUUCAGAGAGAGUUCGGAGAGAUUUCUCAGUUGACCAUAGACCUUGUGAUUGCUCACCUCAGGUCUUUGUCAACAAGAAAUCAGUCUCAGAGCCUAAGACAUGACAACAUAUUAGUAUGCUAACUGGUGAGGAGAAAGAGGUCUGGUUGGGGUAGGGGGAAUGGAAACAUUUGAUUUUUGCCUGAGAGCAAUGUAUCCAAGCAAAACUUAAUACAAGAAUGUCCAGAGCAACCUUGAUUAAUUGAAAUUUUUCUGAAAAUAAAAUGAAGAUUUUCACCAGUGGCUUUCAAAUGUAUGUUAAAUAACAUUAAAGGCAGGGAAAUGGCUCUGCGGUUUAGAGUAUGUACAGCUCUUGCAGAGGAACAGGGCUUUGAUUUGGUUUCUUAUGCUUUACUACAAAAGCGAUACAGAUUUAAUGUUAUGACUAUUUUUAAAAAUAUAUAUACCAAUAGAACGAAAUUACAAAACACUUGGAUUGUCUGCCAUUAGAUACCAGGCCAUGUUUAUAUAUAAUUUCUUACUAUGCUGAAUAUUUUUAGUUACACUUACUGUUAUGAUGAAUAUCAUGUCAGAAAUCAACUCCAUAUUGCUGGUCAUCAUCAAAGAAAGACAGGACAGAAACUCAAAUAGGGCAGGAACCUGGAGGCAGGAGCUGAUGCAGAGGCCGUGGAAGAGUGCUGCUUUCUGUCUGUGGAUUGCUCAGACUGCUUUCUUAUAGAAUCCAGAACCACCUGCCCAGGCAUGGCAUCCCCCACAAUCUGUGCUUUUUACGCCCUUUCCAGUACAGUGCAAGGGAUGAUAAGCCAGUUAGUGAAUCUACGGGUUAGGAAAACAGCCACAGGGCUCUAGAAAUUAGUAAGGUGGCAGGUUCAGACAGAGUUUUGAAAAGGGGAAAAUAACUUGAAGAAAGCUAUAGGAAUUAUGAUGACAUUAAAAAUCAGUGCAGUGUAGCUAUUUGGUUUGUUUGGUUUACAAGUUCAGUUCCUGAUUGAUUGACUUUUGUCUGUGAUCUGUGAUCAGGCACGAUGUGGUAAGGAACUUGUGGUAGAAGCAAAAGAAGGCACUGGAAGGGUCUAGAGUCCAGGUGAACCCUUUGAGGACAUACUUAUAAUAACUUUGUAUGACUAGCCUUCAUCUCCCAAAGGAUCCACUCUCUCUCAAUAGGAUAACAUACUGGAGACUAGCCCUUCAACUCAUGGGCCGUGGGGAGAUAUUCAUUGUCCUUAUUGUAUCAAUUGGCAAGGAAGAGAGUUGAGUGUGAUCUUAAAGCCAUGGUCACAAGUGAGUUGAGUCUCGGAAACUUUAUGAAUUAUACUCAGAAGGAUUUUUUUCCUUACUUCUUCAACAGUUGCUUCUUAGUCCCAUAGCUUUACUUCUCGCUGUAUAAUAUGGCCAAGCACUUCAGAUUGUGAAAUGCUGACAUUGCUUUUAUUAAAAAUCUAGUAUAUCUUAAACCCUGCGUUCAUUACAGAGCCUCCCAAUAAACAUGCAUCCCUCAAAGUUAUAGUUUAAUAUAGUGUUAUCAUGUUUUAAAAUUGAAGAUUAUCUACUGCUAUGCAAACCAUCACAAAAUGACUGAUGUUCCAGAAAGCGGUUUCAAUUAGUUUUCGUGGAUGUUGAUCAGAUAAGCACUAAGAUUUAUGGUUGUGUCUGAGACUUCUAUCAGGGGAGUCCUCAAGUGUUUAGAGAAACUAGCCAUGAGGAGGGCUGGUCCUGAUUUAGUCUCUUCUACUGCCUGGGCCCCUUCUUUUAUUCUUCUUACAUCAAGAGUAGUAUAGUAGCUUAUACAGAUCGCUUCAGUUUUCCUAGUUAGGAGUGACUCUGUUUCUGGAGGUGUAGAUGUUCUGAAACAUGGUCUCAUCAAUGUGACUAAACACAGAUUGAACCAUUGAAUUUUAUCUUUCUCAAUGUUGGUGAAUAAUGAUCAUCAUUUCUGAUAUUCUCUAGGAACUGUAAAAUAUAUAUUUGCUUUUGUUAAUUUUAACAUACAUUUAAGAACAAAAGCAAUUGUACUUCUAUAAGCACUUGGGAAGUGUGGACAGGAGAAUUGACCCAAGCUCAAGCCUAUCCUUGAAUGUAUAGCUUGUCUGUGUAACAUUAGGUGGUCUAAGACUACGGUGAGACCUUUCUCAAACGAUGUGCUUAUUCUUGUCAAUAAGACAGGAUACUCAACAGCGUAGAAACACACCUUUGCACAUGUGAGAGCACUUCCAGAGCGCUUUGACUGAGUCCCAUGGGAAACCCACUCUGAAUGUGCGCAGGCACCGUCUCACAGUCUGGGUCCCAGACUUAAAAACAAGAAAUGGAGCUGAGCACAGUGUUUUUUCUGUCUCUGUCUCUCUGUCUCUGUCUGUCUCUGUCUGUCUCUGUCUCUGUCUCUCUCUCUUUCAAUCUCUCUGUCUCUCUGUCUCUCUCUCUCUCUCUCUCUCUCUCUCUCUCUCUCUCGACUCUUCUUCUAGCAAUGACUUCGGAGAUCCUGAUGGAUCAGACUCAGACUGCCAGAAUAGCCUUCCCUCAAGUUGCUUUGUUAUGUAUUUUGUAACAGCAGUGGGUUGCUGAGGUAGUUGGCGAACUCAAGUGAACCGAUAGAGAGUAGCUCCUUUGUAUUCCUGACAGUGCUGUGUGUGAACUUUUCAAUAGUGCCGGGGUUUCUGCCUGUGUAUACUUACUGCUCAGUGCGUCGGAACAGCUGUUGUACACCCUCUCUCCUCCUUCCCUCCUUCUUCGCUUCUUUCUCGCUGUGCAUUUCAGCUCCAGUGUAUAACACAUGGUCAAAACUAAUGAGGCCUUCAAUCUGGGCUGUGUGUUUUCAUUGAAUUCUACUCUUCAGUGGUACUUAUUUUCCUUGCUCUUUCUUUCUUUUGUCCAGGAAGAAGUUUAGAUAAAUUUAUUUUGUGAAUUGCAUUUAUCUUCAGUAACCAAACUAGGAACUCUCUCAGGGAAGCUCCUCAGAUAUGCAAGAAAACCCACGCUGAACAAGUCUCUGCACAGUCAGCCUAGCAGCCUCAGGAUUGGCUUCCUGGAAGAUUUGAACAAGGAAGGAGAAAAUAUUUUCUACUUGGCAGUCGAUGAUAUAGAAACAGAUACAGAGCUUUUGAUUGGCUACCUGGACAGUGAUGUGGAGGCAGAGGAGGAGGAGCAGCAAGCUCUGACCAUGGCCAGAGAAGGCAAAGUUGACCACUCUAAGGGACAGUUGGCAGCUGGAAGUAAAGGUCACCUUGGCUGUGAAGAGGACUUUGCCUGCCCACAGUGUGAAUCGAGCUUUCCCAGUGAGGAAGUUCUUACUGAGCACCUUCAGAGCUUGCACCAGAAGCCCACAGGGGAGAAAGAGUUCAAAUGCGAGAACUGCGGGAAGAAGUUCCCUGUGAGGCAGGCCUUGCAGAGACAUUUUGAGCAGCACCAGAAGGCUUGCCGAGGGGAUGCCAGGUUUGUGUGCAAGGUCGACAGCUGUGGGAAGAGGCUGAAAAGCAAGGAUGCCCUGAAAAGGCACCGGGAAAAUGUCCACACUGGUGAUCCUAAGAGAAAGCUCAUAUGCUCGGUGUGCAAUAGAAGGUGCACCUCAUUGUCGAGCCUGCAGGAGCACAGGAAGAUUCAUGAGAUAUUUGAUUGCCAAGAAUGUAUGAAAAAGUUUAUUUCUGCUAAUCAGCUGAAACGUCACAUGAUUACCCAUUCGGAAAAGCGGCCUUAUAACUGUGAGAUCUGUAACAAGUCAUUCAAGAGGCUGGAUCAAGUGGGUGCCCACAAAGUAAUCCACAGUGAGGACAAACCCUAUCAGUGCAAGCUCUGUGGAAAGGGAUUCGCUCACAGAAACGUUUACAAGAACCACAAGAAGACUCACUCGGAGGAGAGGCCCUUCCAGUGUGACGAAUGUAAAGCCUUGUUCCGCACCCCCUUUUCUCUGCAAAGACACCUGUUAAUCCACAACAGUGAGAGGACUUUCAAGUGUCAUCACUGCGACGCCACGUUUAAGAGGAAAGACACGUUAAAUGUGCAUGUCCAAGUGGUCCAUGAAAGACACAAGAAGUACCGAUGUGAGCUGUGCAGUAAGGCCUUUGUUACACCCUCAGUGCUUAGGAGUCACAAGAAGACACACACAGGAGAAAAGGAGAAAGUCUGCCCAUAUUGUGGCCAGAAAUUCGCCAGCAGUGGGACCCUGAGAGUUCACAUCCGGAGCCACACAGGUGAGCGUCCCUAUCAAUGCCCAUACUGUGAAAAAGGAUUCAGUAAAAAUGACGGACUGAAGAUGCACAUUCGUACUCACACCAGGGAGAAGCCCUACCAGUGCUCAGAGUGCAGCAAGGCCUUCAGCCAGAAGCGGGGCCUCGAUGAGCACAAGAGGACGCACACAGGAGAAAAGCCUUUUCAGUGUGACGUAUGUGACUUGGCUUUUAGCCUGAAGAAAAUGCUCAUCCGACACAAGAUGACUCACAAUCCCAACCGCCCAAUGGCAGAGUGCCAUUUCUGCCAUAAGAAGUUUACAAGGAAUGACUACCUCAAAGUGCACAUGGACAAUAUCCAUGGUGUAGCUGACAGCUAAGAGUAGCUGUCAAGGAACCAAACCAUGUGAAAGAGCUUCUAAUCUGAAUCCCAGAUACUUCUCACCUGAUUGGCUUAUCAGAAAUAGGCAAAAACAAUGCACUGGUCUCACAGUGCUUAUCUGCCUAUCUUUGGAAUCUGUAGAUGCAAAGAAAAAAAUCUUCCCUUUGCCAAAAAGAAAUUCAAAUAGAAAAAAAAAUAUACUUUGUAGUUUACAGAAUGUUCUGGUUGAUUAAAAACUAAAUACAGA
Molecule: messenger RNA, 17541 nt
Organism: Rattus norvegicus (Norway rat)
Lineage: Eukaryota; Metazoa; Chordata; Mammalia; Rodentia; Muridae
Source: RefSeq, a predicted model, not a curated record